UUAAUUAUUUAUUACAUGUUAUAAAGUCAUGAAGCUACUGAAGAAAAAGACUCUUAAAUAAGUAAGAAACAAAUUACAUAAAAGAACUCCAGUUCUCAGCCAGUGAUUGUGGGAAUGCACUCUUCUGUUGGAAUAAUCUGUGAAUGUCUUGUUGGAUGAGGUCAUAUCUGUUAUUUUCAUUUUCACUCCUAUACAUUCUUCCCUAUGGACUUGCUUUAAAGAGGGAAUAAUGGUGACUGAACCAGAUAGUCUGUAUGUGACUCUGCUGAUUCUCCUCCACAGUUUAACCUCUGAAUCUGUGAAGUUUGAAGUUCAUGGUCCCACUGAAUCCAUAGUUGCUGUGGCUGGUGAUGACAUCAUUCUGCCCUGUUACCUCAAACCCAACAUCAGUGUUGAGGACAUGACAGUGGACUGGCGUAACCUUGACUACAUAGAUGAACGUGUCUAUCGUUACCAAAAUGGAAGAAUCAUAGAAGAGGAUCAGAUUCCCUCCUACAGAGGAAGAACAUCACUGUUUAAAGAGGAACUGUGGAAGGGAAACACCUCUUUAAAACUGACCAGGGUACAAGGCACUGAUGAGGGACGUUACAAAUGCUUUAUCAUGUCAAAAGACUACUAUGAUGACAUAACUAUUCAAGUCUUUGUUAAAGCUGUAGGAUCCAGGCCAGUGGUGUCCAUUGAAGGACACAGAGAGGGAGGGAUGGGUCUGGUGUGUCAGUCUGAAGGCUGGCACCCUGAACCUGAUCUGGUGUGGCUGGACAGUAAAGGAGUCAGUCUCUCUGCUGAACCUCCUGAGACACACAGAGACUUAAAGGGAUUCUACACAGUCAAACAACAUGUCAUUGUCCAGGAGACUGACACCAACCUCUUUACCUGCAGAGUUCUACAGAAACAGAUUAAUGAGGACUUCGAAACAAAGGUUCACAUCCCAAGUGAGUUGUUUGAUUACACCACUCCAUGGAGACUGUCCUUCAUUGUUUCAUGUUGUUUGGGAGUCAUCACUGUGAUUGCUUCAGCUCUCACAGUCUACUGCAUACAUAAAAAGAAAGGUGCAAUAAUCCGUCAAAUCCAACAACAGCAGGGCUACCUAAUGAAGAAGGAAUUCAAAGACAUCAGAAGACAUGCAGUGGAUGUGACUCUAGACCCUGAUACUGCACAUCCAGAACUCAUUCUGUCUAAUGACGGGAAACAAGUGAGACAUGGAGACAAAUACCAGAAUCUACCUGAAAACCCAAAGAGGUUUACACGUAAUAUCAAUGUCCUGGAUAAGGAGGGUUUCUCCUCAGGGAGAUUCUACUAUGAGGUUCAGGUGAAAGAGAAGACUGAAUGGAUUUUAGGAGUGGUCAGACAGUCAAUCAACAGGAAGGGGGGGGUUACACUGAACCCUUAUCAUGGAUUUUGGACUGUGUGGCUGAGGGAUGGAGUGUAUAAGGCUUGUGCACACACCCCUGUCACCCCCUCCCUGAGAGAGAAGCCCCAGAAGGUGGGAGUGUUUGUGGAUUAUGAGGAGGGACAGGUCUCCUUCUUCAAUGUGGAGGCCAGGUGUCAUAUCUACUCUUUCACUAGACAAAUCUUCACUGACAAACUCUAUCCUUUCUUCUGCCCUGGACUUAAUGAUGAUGGUGAAAACUCAGCUCCACUGGUCAUCUGUCCUGUAGAUGUCACUGACUGACUGUUUUAAAUCAGACAACCUACUGGUCAUCUGUCCUGUAGAUAUCACUGACUGACUGUUUUAAAUCAAACCAGGGAGGUAGAGACAGUUGGCAAGACGAUGAAAUAUGAGGGAACAUUCAUUUGCAAAUGAGUUCUCAGAUUUGCAAAAACCUUGGAUGUUUCUAGUAUCCAUACUUUAUAUUGUUUCUGUUGUCAGGUUAAUGUGUGUUAUGCAGUGUUAAUUUUGUCAACAAAAAUAGUGAGGAAAAUGUUUGUUAAAAUUAAAAAUUUUCAGUGGCAGUUGAUGAGACAAUUACUAAACAGAUCCAGAAAAGACAACAACAAAAUUGAAAAAUAUUUUUCUUUUUUUUUUACUAAAAAAGGAGACCACACAAAAUUAUCUUUGUGAUGAAAGUCUUGUAUAACUACCAUGAUUGGAUUGCAGGAUUUUGGAAAGAGAGCUUCUCAGUGUUUAUUUUAAUUAGCAGAUUAUACAUAUUUUCUUUCUCAUCCCUGUGCUCAAGUGCUAUUCAAGUCCCUUAUAUUUGACAGUCCAUAGUUUUCCAAAACAGACUGUACUGUGCACCAGUAUAACAUACUGUAGCCAGAUGGUCAAAUGGGACCUAGUGGUAUUACUUUCCUUUAAUGAGGUUAUAUUUAAUGCUGUAAAAAAUUAUUUCUACAACUCAAUUCAGUUUGAAUGUUGAAUUUCUCAGGCAUUGGGAAUGUAAUGGUCCCAGCACCACCUGUAACUUUAUCAAUUACAUAUAGUGGAAAAUGAGUACCCAGUCAAGUCAGUGGAGAGAUACAUUCAAUUAUAUAGAGGGAGAUAUGGAUAGAAGGACUGAACAUCCAUGAAACAUAUAGAGGGAUGUGAGAAGGACUGAACAUCCAUGAAACAUAUAGAGGAAGCUAUUUGAGAAGGACUGACCAUACAUGAAACAUAUAGAGGAAGCUAUUUGAGAAGGACUGACUAUACAUGAAACAUAUAGAGGGAGCUAUUUGAGAAGGACUGACCAUCCAUAAAACCAAAUAAUUGUUUUAAGGUAACCAUGUCUUAGUUUUCCACAAUGCAGAAUAAAAAGCACAUAUUUUCUAUUCUGAUUAAAUGUAACAGUUGAACUUAAAAUUAGUUAUUUAUAUAUGGUAUUUCUUAAAAUCUUUCAAGAAUCAAUAUACAGUUAAAUUAAUUUAAGGUUUAAAAACAGAUUGAACAAUUCUGAGGGGUAUGCUACAAAGCGAGGUAACUGGCUUACCGAGGUAACUCAGGAGUAACUUGGUGACGUCGGGUGUAACUUCCCAAUUAAUCCGUCCUACAAAAGGUGAAUACGUUUUACCCGAGGUAUGUUGUCAUGGCAACUUACGCUGCAUUUCUAAACUGCUCCAAGCAGGGGCAUUCAAUCCAUAGACAUACUAAAGAGUAGACGUGGCAUCGACCGUUACUGCCUACUGGCGCUGACGAGCCAUGGGGCCGCUAUCUUGGACCGCUCAGCCGCUCCACUCAAGUGAAAUCUAUUUUGGCAGGUGAAAUGAGCUGUCAGCGCAUUUAAUUAAUCAUACCUCAAGGAAUACCUUACUGAUUUUCACGCGGGUUUUUUUGUUGGAAAGGUCAUUCAUGUAGCUAUGAUACAGGGCACAUGGUUCGGCGUAUUUUAAAAUUCAUAGUGGGCUUAACAGUAAUAGAAUAUUCAGAUAUAUGAUAUAAAGUGACCAGACGUCUGAGAUCAAAAAUGGGAACAUAAUCCCCAAAAAGGGAGAAAAGCAGGGACAUUUCCAGUUUG
This is a messenger RNA of Esox lucius (northern pike), 3434 nucleotides long. RefSeq names its product butyrophilin subfamily 1 member A1-like. NCBI's taxonomy places the organism in Eukaryota, Metazoa, Chordata, Actinopteri, Esociformes, Esocidae. The record is from RefSeq and is a predicted model, not a curated record. Gene Ontology annotation, molecular function: protein binding. The transcript has 9 exons. The coding region runs from base 230 to 1672 and encodes 480 amino acids.